Messenger RNA from Leptomonas pyrrhocoris, 1106 nucleotides. RefSeq lists its product as hypothetical. The coding region runs from base 372 to 1106 and encodes 244 amino acids. NCBI's taxonomy places the organism in Eukaryota, Euglenozoa, Kinetoplastea, Trypanosomatida, Trypanosomatidae. The record is from RefSeq and is a predicted model, not a curated record. The transcript has a single exon.
GUAGCAAUAGACUUUUUAAAGAAGAGAAGAGAAACUCAACGGCGUCCCUCAGUCGUAACCGCGGCGCCAUUCCACCUCCUCACAGCGCCGACACACACGCAGCCGCACGCCUCUUCUUCUAUUUCUAUCGACUGGAGCAGCUCGAAACCCUCCACAAAACAAAGAAGACAGCGGGGUCUCCGGACCGCUUCGCGGCACCCUCCACGAAGCGGGCGCAUUCAUGCACCCUAAAAGAGAGCCGAAUACAUUCUAAAAAGGAAAACAGUAGGAAGCUCUCUCCUCAGCAUACCUAUAUAUAUACCUCUCGCGUUACCCGCUAAACUCAUACUUCUAUCAUUCAUAUUGCCUUGUUUUCUUUUCUUCCAAAAGGAAUGUCGCAGCACUCCAUCUCUGAGCACUCGCGGCUGCUCCGGAAGUUCGACACCUGCCGCACCGCCUUUCUGCUGUGCGACGUACAGGAGAAGGUAGCACCGCACAUCCGCAACUUCCACGACGCCGUCCACGCUGCGAAUGCGCUGGCGGCGGUGUACACGCUGCUCGGGCCCGCGCAUUGCGUGUUCGUUGUCUCGGAGCAGUACCCGAAAGGCCUCGGGCACACGCACCGCGACAUUCAACUCCCGGCGGGUGCUGUUGUGGUGGAGAAGCUGACCAUGUCGAUGCUCGUGCCCGCGAUUUGCCCUCACAUCUUCGGCGACGCCGCACGCGGCAUUCCUCCCGUGCAGCAGGUAAUCAUCUGGGGCCAUGAAACCUACGCCUGCAUCCUGCAGACGACGGACGAGCUGCUCGCACGCGGGAUUCGCGUGGCGGUGCUGGUGGACAGCAGCGGGGCGCAGGUCCCGGCGCACCACGACAUGGCCGUCAUGCAGAUGUCCCACUGGAGCGGUGCGAUGAUGACGACACUGCCGUCAGCGCUGAUGCAGCUGACGCGGUCUGAUGCGCGGUUUGUGAAGGACAUCAUUCGCAUCCUGAAGAAGUACGCCGUUGAUUGGGCGUCGACGCAGCCGAAGCCGAAGAAGCCGGAGGCGGGGGAAGAGAGGCCGCAGGAAGAGGCGAAUGCCGCGGCCGUCGCGGAGACGGAGUCGGCGUGGACCGGCAUGGACAGCUGA